UCGCCGAUCCGGCUAUACUGGGGUGUGGGCACAACUUCUGCCGCUCCUGUAUCACACAGAGUUGGGACAGGGAGGCGAGAAAUUCCUGCCUGUAGAGAGUAGUUUACAGACCGCAACCUCAGGGUGAACCGGGCCUUGGUUAGACUGUUUGAGAAAGCUCGAACACUGAGCCUGAAUACGGAAGAGAAGGAAAGUAAACUUCACUGCGAGGAUGAUCAGGAAGAAUUGAAGUUGGUUUGUCGAGAUACGCGGGAACACAAGUCUCACAGCUUCAUACCGAUUAAAGAAGCUGUUGAAACCUACAAGGAUCAGGUUAAAUCAUCCAUACAAUCUCUGACUACAAGUAAAUCAGCCAUCCAGGAAAUGGAAGAGCAACAGAAGCAGAAGAUUUCCCAAGUGCGGGAGGAAGCUGGUCACAAGCGGAGGAUUAGUGAUGAUACCCAUGUAUUGUCACUGGCAGAAAGAUCCUAUCACCCGUUCUGGUUGAACGAAGUGUUGGGAGAACCCAGUGUUGUGAUUAAUCAAGUCUCCGUCACCCUGGAUGUGGAAACAGCGCAUCCACAGCUGAAAGUGUCUGAGGAUCGGAAGAGGGUGAGAUGUACCGCGACCUGGAGGACGGACCCCUCCACCGGGAAGAGGUUUACAUACCGGGCGUGUGUGCUGGGAUCGGAGGGAUUCACAUCGGGGAGACAUUACUGGGAGGUGGAGGUGGCUGGCAGUCACAGCUGGAGUCUGGGAGUCGCCGCAGAGUCUGUGGCGAGGAAUAGACGGGUCGACCUGACCCCGGAGACUGGAUUCUGGUGCAUCAGGCGUUACGGGGGUGACGGGGGUGACAUGUUUGAUGCACUCACCUCCCCUCGAACCCGUCUCCCCGCCCGUCCCAUCCCCUGGAAGGUGGGAGUUUAUCUCAGUUACGAGUCCGGGACAGUUUCAUUUUACGACGCGGACACCAAGUCCCAUCUCCACACCUUCACUGGGAAUAAAUUCACAGAGAAACUUUAUCCUUUCUUCAAUACUUGGAAUGUAAACCAGUGUCUGAGAAUCUGCUCCGGUUCCGCUCCGGGUGUGUAAAAGGGUCGGGUCCCGGGACCGGCGUCAGGAGCGGGGCUCAGGGGCUGUGGGGCAGAAACCCGGUGGACAACAGGUCGGCGCUGAACGAACGGCUCCCAUUUAAUCCCCAAAUUCCGCGUCGUGACACCCCAGUGAGCGCGGAAAUAAAACCAGGGGGAAUGUAAAUGUGGGAGAAGAGUGAAAUAAACAUAAACUGAAAUCA
Messenger RNA from Leucoraja erinaceus (little skate), 1273 nucleotides. Its product is annotated as E3 ubiquitin-protein ligase TRIM39-like. Bases 364 to 1071 code for a protein of 235 amino acids. NCBI's taxonomy places the organism in Eukaryota, Metazoa, Chordata, Chondrichthyes, Rajiformes, Rajidae. The record is from RefSeq and is a predicted model, not a curated record. The transcript has 5 exons. Gene Ontology annotation, molecular function: protein binding.